Molecule: messenger RNA, 648 nt
Organism: Penicillium taxi
Lineage: Eukaryota; Fungi; Ascomycota; Eurotiomycetes; Eurotiales; Aspergillaceae
Product: SNAP receptor SEC22
Exons: 5
Coding region: 1-648 (215 amino acids)
Biological process (GO): retrograde vesicle-mediated transport, Golgi to endoplasmic reticulum; vesicle fusion with Golgi apparatus; endoplasmic reticulum to Golgi vesicle-mediated transport
Cellular component (GO): SNARE complex; endoplasmic reticulum-Golgi intermediate compartment; endoplasmic reticulum membrane
Molecular function (GO): SNAP receptor activity
Source: RefSeq, a predicted model, not a curated record
AUGGUUAAAUCAACACAGAUCGGAAGGCUUGAUGGCCUUAUGUUGGCCGCUUCAGUGGAUAACGAACAGGAUGAGUCGGCGCUUGCUGAGAUCAAAUCUCAAACUAAGAUGAUCUUCCGUCGAUUGAAUCGAAACUCCGCUCUGCAGGCAAGCAUUGAGUCUGGUCAAUACAAUCUACAUUACACUAUUCAAGAUGAUGUAUGCUUCCUCUGCAUAUGCGAACGCUCAUAUCCUCGCAAGCUCGCUUUCACCUAUCUCGCUGAUAUCGCCGCCGAAUUCACCACUACCUACAGCCCAGCCCAGUACAAAUCACCAAAUCUCCGUCCAUAUGCCUUUGUUGAAUUCGACACCUUCAUUCAACGCACAAAGAAGCUGUACCAAGACGGCCGCGCCUCUCAGAAUCUGGAUAAACUGAAUGAUGAGCUGCGUGAUGUCACUAAGGUUAUGACGAAGAACAUCGAGGACCUGCUGUACCGUGGGGACAGUUUGGAACGUAUGGGUGAGCUUUCUGGCCGUUUGCGCGAAGACAGCAAAAAAUACCGGCGGGCAGCAGUACGCAUCAACUGGGAAUUGCUGUUGAAGCAGUAUGGGCCUUUCGCCGGCCUCGGGUUCGUCAUCCUUCUUUUGCUUUGGUGGAGAUUCUUUUGA